Messenger RNA from Protopolystoma xenopodis, 367 nucleotides. The record is from the annotation of a GenBank genome assembly. NCBI's taxonomy places the organism in Eukaryota, Metazoa, Platyhelminthes, Monogenea, Polystomatidea, Polystomatidae.
UGAUCCUUACUGUAAAAUUAUCUUAUAUAAAAACUCCCGAAGCACUCUGUUGGUAUGUUCACCUCUACAGACGAGAACAAUCAAGCGCUCCCUGAAUCCUUUUUGGAACGAGGAAUUUAUUUUCAGAGUUAAUCCUAUUGAAAAUCGAAUAGUUUUUGAGCUUUAUGAUGAAAACAGAAUCACGCGUGAUGAUUUUUUAGGAAUUGUUUCAAUUAAUCUUUCCCAUUUGGAUAUUGGAGUUGAAGAGCAAGGAAAUGUUUUGCUUGAAAAACGUUUUUUCUCGCUCACGCGUAAAAGGCAACUUGACUCUUUAUUUGGCCUAUAUGGCAAUCAAUCUUCGACUGGAGUCCAUUCAAAGAAUAUUUGA